Messenger RNA from Moneuplotes crassus, 1082 nucleotides. NCBI's taxonomy places the organism in Eukaryota, Ciliophora, Spirotrichea, Euplotida, Euplotidae. The record is from the annotation of a GenBank genome assembly.
GCUUGGUAUAUAACUUAAUAUUACUAGUAUCAUAAACAUGAAAGCUCUUGUUCUGAUCCUAAUGAUCUCUUUCGCUACAUUUGCACAAGCAAAUGCUGGUGUUGGCCCACUUGACGCUGCUCACUUUGUUGACGGAUUCCUCAGAGGAGCCUUAAAUGCUGAAAUCGGUGAAGUUGAUGACUGUCUCACUGAUGCUGACGGUGUUGUAUCUGUUGUUGGAAAAAUUGUAGAUGACCUUAGCAAAGGCUUUAAUCUCGCUUCCUUAAUCCAAGAUAUUGGACUUCUCUUCAUUCAGAUCCCAAAGAGCCUUCAAGAAUGCCAAAACCUUCCUCCUGUUGUUGAUGAGACUUUCCAAAAGUGGACAAAUACCCUUUCCAAUCCUCUGAAGAUUGCUAAAAUUGUUGGUUAUGCCCUCUUCAAAUACAGGGAUCAAUUAGUAAAUGAUGCUAACACCUUCGUACAAGAUUGGAACGAUGGCCAAUUUGAAGAAUCUGGAAGAUACUUGGGAGAUAUCCCCCAUGUCCUGUUCGAUUUGUGCUCUUCUCCACAACCAUUGAAGGUUACUCCAAUUGACGUAGGAUACUUCCUCGAUGGGUUCCUUAGCUCUGCUUUGCAAAGCGAAGUUGCUGAUGUAGAGAGCUGCAUCACCGAUGCCGAUGCCAUUAUUCAAGACAUCGAUAAGUUCGUCGCUGAUAUUAGCAAAGGGUUCGAUCUCCUUGAUAUCAUUACUGACCUCGGAGCUCUCUUCGUAGAUGUCCCCAAUAGCAUCAAGGACUGUGGAGAUUUCAACGUCCAAGUUGCCAAGCUCUUUGCUGACUGGGGAGCCAAGAUUUCUAAUCCUAUUACUGUUGCCAAAAUUGUCUACAACACCUUAGCUCACUAUAAAGACAGAGUUGAAUCUGAUGCUACAGGAUUUGUUGAUGAGUGGAAUGCUCAACAGUACAAGCAUUCUGGAGAAUUACUUGGAGAUAUCCCAUACGUCAUCUUCACUCUUUCCUCUAAGCUCCCUCUGGAAGAAACUUUUGUUAAGGGUGAGAGCGCAUAAAUCUUGAUUCAAAAAUAUCGAUCGCUACAUUCAAUCA